Messenger RNA from Acaromyces ingoldii, 1263 nucleotides. RefSeq names its product DUF1749-domain-containing protein. NCBI's taxonomy places the organism in Eukaryota, Fungi, Basidiomycota, Exobasidiomycetes, Exobasidiales, Cryptobasidiaceae. Bases 1 to 1263 code for a protein of 420 amino acids. The record is from RefSeq and is a predicted model, not a curated record. The transcript has 3 exons.
AUGGCGACGGCUACCUCGGCUCCCGGCUCGAGUGCGACGCCAGUCAGGCAUACGCUAUCUCUGUGGCACCAAUCUCCGACACUGCCAUUGCUGGAAACAUUGCCGAGCUCGGCAAAUGUCCUCAUCUUCAUCCCAGGUCUCACCGACACACUAGGGACGGUGCCUUACCUCGAUGAGCUCGCCACCAACAUCGCGGAGCUCGACUUUAGUCUGGUGCAGCCCCAACUCUCGUCGUCGCUCGGCGGCUUUGGCCUCUCCUCGCUCGAAGCAGACGCACAGGAGCUGGAGCUUGUCAUCAAGUUUCUGCAGGAGCAGCGAAAGAGCCGAGAUGGCCAAGGGACGCCUUCUGGGCUGGGGAAGGUGGUCUUGAUGGGCCAUUCGACGGGGUGCCAGGACAUUGCCCACUUUUUUGCCCUUGCUGACCGGCGGCGGAGCCAGGCAGUGCACGGUGCCGUCCUGCAGGCGCCCGUGAGUGACCGGGAGGACUUUGAGUGGGGCGCACAGACGGAUGCUGGAAGGAAAAGCCGUCUGGAAGAGGCCACUCGCCUGGUCGAGCAAGGCAAGGGGGCCACCCUCCUGUCCCGAGACAUUCUCCCACCUCAGCCCCUUGCCAAAGAGAACGAGGCAGGGAACCGAACGCCCGAGGUGAAUGGGCAAGCCUUUGAGGAGCCCGCAAUGACGGCGUAUCGCUAUUGGUCCCUCAACGCAAAGGGCGGCCACGACGACUACUUUUCCUCGGACCUUCCUGACGACCGGGUCCGCGCCAUCUGGGCAAACAUCGUUGGCUCGCCGAGUGAAGGCCCCAAACGGCGAGUGCUGGCCCUUUUGGGAGAGAAGGACGAGUUUUAUCCGCCGUCCGUCACGCCGCAAGCGCUUGCUCAAAAGUGGAACGCCAUUGCGGGCAACGAAGGCGAAUUCAACGCGCUCGUCGUGCAAGGCGCCAACCACAAAGUAGACGAGCCGGCCGCCAAGAGCAACCUUGUCAGAGCCGUAGUUGACUUACUGCGACACGUCGCUGCCGAUACCGCAGAACAAGGAGGAGGCAACUUCGUCGCCGCAGAAUCACACUCGGACGCCAGCAGUGCUGCUCCCACGGCAGUAGCGUCUGGACCUGCACCCUCUUUUGACGAGAUUGUCGAGCUCAUCUCGACCGGUCAAGCAGAUAGCAUUCCCGGCAUCCGCAGCAUUCCUCUCAAGAUCAACGAAGCUUCGCCCAGCCAAGCCACGAUGCAGAGACCUCCCAAGCCAUGGGAAAGCAAAUAA